UCUUUCUGGGGGAGGGAGGCCCCCCGCUGCGCCCUGUGCAAAGCCCCCCUACCCUACUCCACCCCUGCCCAGCGCCAUGCCCAGCCUGGAGGGGGUGGCCAACGUGGCCCUGCGGGUGCCCAGCCUGGUCCUCCUCGACUUGCUCUACCGCUGGGACGUGCAGACCUUCGCCGACCUCCUCCAGCCCCGCGCCCGCGAGGCCGCCCUGCCCCGACGCCACCUCUGGCACCUCUACUAUGCAGGUCACCUGGUGUGCGUGGUGGUCCUCCUCCUCCCGGUCCGGUCCCUCGUGAAGCUGUACCUCUACAUCCUGACGAUGCUGCUGCUGUAUGUGGGCCAUCAGACAGCCAGGGACUACAUCCGGCAAGAGAUGGACCGUGAAUUCCAGGGGGCCGUGUACAACGACUCCGUGGCGCUCAGUCGCUUUGCCACCGUGCUCACAGUUGGGGGCACCGUGGUCCUGCUGGAGAGACACGCGGUGGUCCCCGGCUGUGUGCGCGAGAAGCCCGGUUGGUGGCUCUCUUUGCCUUUGGGUCUCUCUUGUCUCCAGGCGCUGGAGGUCUACCAGCUGGUUGCGCUGGGCAUGUCCCUCUGGAGACAGCUUGCCGUCCCGCUGCUGUUCCUGGUCUUCUGGCUCGCGUUGUUCACCUUGAAGAUCUACGCUUUCUGGGUCUCCUCCGGCCCCCUUCCGUCCCAGCAGGGGCUCCUGUUCGUCUUCCUCAGCAGCGUGGCCGAGUGCUGCAGCACCCCUUACUCCCUGAUCGGGCUCACCUUCACCGUCUCCUACCUGGCCCUGGCCCUGCUGAAACUUUGCAAGUUCUACCUGGCGGGCUACGGCGCUUUCCAGAAUGGCAACGUGAUGCACAGGGGGGUGACGGAGGGCGUGACCAUGCUGCUGCUGGCCCUCCAGACGGACUUGCUGGACCUGCAGCUCCUCCAGCGGACCUUCCUCCUCAGCAUCAUCCUCUUCAUCGUGGUGACGUCGACCCUGCAGUCCAUGAUCGAGAUCGCCGACCCCAUCGUGCUGGGACUGGGGGCGUCGCAGAACAGGAGCAUCUGGAAGCACUUCCGGGGGGUCAGCAUGUGCCUCUUCCUCCUGACCUUCCCGGGCUUCAUGGCCUACAAGAUCGCCCACUUCUUCCACAUGGACUUCUGGCUCCUGAUCCUCGUCUCGAGCUGCAUGCUGACCUCGCUGCAGGUGAUGGGGACCCUCUUCAUCUACGCCCUCUUCAUGAUCGAGACCUUCCAGGAGGCCCCCGUGGAGAAGAUGGACGAGAUCGUCUACUACGUCAACGCCGUCAGCCGCGUGCUGGAGUUCCUGGUGGCCGUCUGCGUGGUGGCCUACGGGACCUGGGAGUCCGUCUUCGGGGAGUGGAGCUGGAUGGGGGCCUCGGUCAUCAUCAUCCACUCCUAUUUCAACGUCUGGCUGAGGGCCCAGUCCGGCUGGAGGAGCUUCCUGCUGCGGAGGGAGGCGGCCGAGAAGGUCGACUCGCUGCCGAGGGCCACCCGGGGACAGCUGCAGGACCACAACGACGUCUGUGCCAUUUGCUUCCAGGAGAUGACGCUGGCCGUGAUCACCCACUGUGGCCACAUCUUCCACGGGGGCUGCCUCCGCAAAUGGUUCUAUGUCCGGGACACCUGCCCCCUGUGCCACCAGCCGGUCAAGGCCUUGGCAGGCGAGGCGAGUCAGGCGAACCGCGGCGGCACGGAAGAGGUGGAGCCUCCGCCAGAGAGGGAGGAGUCGCCCGGCCCCGGGGAUGGCGAGUCCGCUGCCUCCAGCACCGCGGAGAGCACAAGUUUGGGCGGAACCAUAGAGACUGGCAAGCCCAGUAGGACAGAACGGCAGAGCCUGGGGUUAGCAGCCUGGGAUGCAGAAGUGCCGCAGGUGGAUGAAUCUGGAGAGUCGGCCGAGGAGGUUCCUAACUGCAGGACCCUCCAGAGAGAACCGGAAGCGUCCAGCGGCGUGGCGAAUGAUGGUCUUCGUGUGCCUCUUAAGCCGGAGAACACGCCUGCUCAGGGAAGCCCUGGGAAGUCGCAUUCAGGUGACUCGGGGACCAGAUCGGGAGGGGAGCUGACGGUCUUCGGGCCGAGCGUCCCCGAGAGCCGAGCUCCCCAAAGCGAGCACGGGGUACUCGAGACACCAGGCCGUGCUGGGCCUUCUCUGCCUGUUGCUCCUGGUUACCGAGCUGAAGAAAGUCCAGCAGUUCCUGUGCCGAAUCAAGGAGCUGUCGAAUCUUCUGCAGUGGCAGAGGGCGAAAGGGAGGUCUUUGGAGGGACCCGACAAGAAGCCCCUGUCGGCCUUCGGCGGCUGGGCCACACGGAGGACGAUGCAAGGCCUUGCCCCUCCUGAUCCUCUUCUUAGCAUUAUCCUCCCCCCCCACACACACACACACACAAAAUCUGUGUGGCUUCUGGGUCCUUCAAAUCGGUCGUUUCUUCUUGCCGCUUCUAGGAGGGCAGCCCCAGUAGUCAAAAAGGGCUUGCCCAGAGCUAGGAGUGCCUUGCUCUUAGCGGGAGGGCCGGAACUGGCCACUUCGGAGUCUGGAUGGCCCCUUGCGUCCCCCCCACCACCACCACCGCAAGCCCUUGCCUUCACGGCUGCUAGGAAACCAGUUUCGUCGUCGUCAGAAGUUCGAGGGCUUAAAGAGGACUGCAACUGCGGGACUGGGGUUUUUGCGCUGGCCGCAACAUGCGCGCGUUCUCAAAACCUGACACAGCACUGCCGUGUUCUGGAGGCCUGUGCUGGUCUCCAAGAUGGAGGCAUCCCUGUUCCAAAGAGGCGGCAAGGUGGGGCGACUCCCUUAGGUUUUUGGCCCGGGGGUGGUGGUGCAACCCCUCGGUAUCCGCCAAGCGCCGCAGCGGCCGCUCGUGGCUGGUUCCUCCAGUCCAAGCGAGGGGAUCAGCGGGGCAGAGAAAUCCACGAGGGACCCCAAGCAUCUGGUGGGUUGGGAAACGGUCUGAUCAGUGGGCCGUUGUGUGACGAGGGGAUCUGAGCACCAGGAGGUGGGGGACGGCGCCCACGAACAGAGCCUCGGCUCCUGAGCUCAAUAAAUAAACCAGUGAGGGCCGCCGUCAGCUUGCCGUGUGCCGUUUUUACAGAACUAGCCCCGCAAGAGUGCCAGAGAGACUGAACUGCCGUCCGGGCAUAAAACGAGAGCUCUGCUGGUGAACGGGCUGCCAGCCUGGGUCUCUCCC
This is a messenger RNA of Gekko japonicus, 3195 nucleotides long. RefSeq names its product RING finger protein 145-like. Bases 77 to 2350 code for a protein of 757 amino acids. The transcript is spliced from 9 exons. Gene Ontology annotation, molecular function: zinc ion binding; ubiquitin protein ligase activity. Gene Ontology annotation, cellular component: endomembrane system; endoplasmic reticulum. NCBI's taxonomy places the organism in Eukaryota, Metazoa, Chordata, Lepidosauria, Squamata, Gekkonidae. The record is from RefSeq and is a predicted model, not a curated record.